AUGUCCACGUUACCAACUAUUGGUAGUAUGGAGACCUUCUCUUCUUCAUCAAGACAGCACCAUGAGGAAAACAAUAGACUCAAAGGCGUAUUGAACAGAUUUGUAGACCUCAUGUCCACCAACACGGAUAUUCAGCAAAACGGUGGUAUGGUCAUUUCAGGUCCAAUGGACAUUUCUUCUCCCUACAACACAAGACACGUAACGCAUGUUGGUUUUGAUGCAAAUACUGGCGAAUUCACUGGUCUUCCAAAAGAAUGGCAUACGUUACUGAAAGCAAGUGGUAUCACUCAGACCGAACAGGAGCAAAAUCCACAGGCUGUCAUUAAUGCAAUUGAGUUUUAUCAAGAAUCAAGAGAUCUGGACGAGGCUGUAUGGCACAAAAUUCCAAAGACGCAUAGUCUGAGAAGUAGUGUUCAAUCGGAAUCAUCAACAUCAGAUGUUGUAUCGCAUUACCAACCCCAGAAAUCAACGGGAAAUGCUAUCGCUAAAUCACUGCGUCGAUUAUCUAAACUCAAAUUCUCUGACUAUACAAAACGCUCGUCUGUGGCUUCAAAUCGAUCAUCCAUACUUGUGGAAAAUCAAAAGACACCAGUCAUCUCCCGUCCGAGUGAGACAGCAUUUGCAAAACAAAAAUCAGACAUUUCAUUGCCAAUAUUAAUAGAAAAGGUCUCACUACCACCAUCACCAUCAUCGCCUGUACCAACGUCCGUAAGUAAAAAGACCGAGAAGAAGGAGCAAGAGGAGAGUUACCCUCCAGUCAUCAAGCGAAAGCAGAAAGAGCCGAAACAGCAGGAAUUAGACGUUGUGAAACAACUAAAAGACAUUUGCUAUACCGUGGAUCCAAAUGAUAUUUACAAAGAUAUGAUCAAAAUUGGACAAGGCGCAUCGGGUGGUGUGUUUAUUGCUCAUCGUACAUUCACAAAUGAUAAUGGCGAAAAAACAACAAUGCCUGUGGCCAUCAAGCAAAUGAAUCUGGAGCAACAGCCCAAGAAGGAGCUCAUCAUCAACGAGAUUUUGGUCAUGAAGAAGUCUCAGAACCCAAAUAUCGUCAAUUAUCUGGAUUCUUACCUUUGGAAAGGAGAUUUAUGGGUUGUUAUGGAGUAUAUGGAGGGAGGAAGUCUUACAGACGUUGUCACUUGCAAUAUGAUGAUGGAAGGCCAGAUUGCUGCUGUCUGUAAAGAGGUAUUGCAAGGCUUACAUCAUUUGCAUUCAAAUGGUGUCAUUCAUAGAGACAUUAAGAGUGAUAAUAUCUUGUUGAGCCUUCAAGGUGAUAUUAAACUGACCGACUUUGGAUUCUGUGCUCAAUUAAACGAAAGUCAAGCUAAACGCACAACCAUGGUGGGAACUCCUUACUGGAUGGCCCCUGAGGUCGUAACCCGUAAGGAAUAUGGAUCCAAAGUGGAUAUUUGGUCGUUGGGUAUCAUGGCAAUUGAGAUGAUUGAAGGGGAGCCACCUUAUCUGAAUGAAAAUCCAUUAAGGGCACUCUAUCUGAUUGCAACAAAUGGUACACCCACAUUACAAAGCCCUGAAUCUCUUUCAGAAGUGUUUAGAGACUUUUUGUCAAAAUGUUUGGAGGUAGACCCAGAGAUUCGUCCCUCUGCCGAAGACAUGUUGAAGCAUCCUUUUUUGGCACUUGCAGAUCCUCUUCGCUCGCUGUCUCCUCUCAUUCGUGCUGCAAAAGAGAGCACUGCGAGCUCUUGA
Messenger RNA from Mucor velutinosus, 1701 nucleotides. RefSeq lists its product as uncharacterized. The coding region runs from base 1 to 1701 and encodes 566 amino acids. Gene Ontology annotation, biological process: protein phosphorylation; intracellular signal transduction; regulation of MAPK cascade. The record is from RefSeq and is a predicted model, not a curated record. Lineage: Eukaryota; Fungi; Mucoromycota; Mucoromycetes; Mucorales; Mucoraceae. The transcript is spliced from 7 exons. Gene Ontology annotation, cellular component: cytoplasm. Gene Ontology annotation, molecular function: protein serine/threonine kinase activity; ATP binding.